AUGGCCCCCGCGACUGCGCAAGGCACGCGAGGCGCGCAAGUUACGCCCUCAAAUCUUCCCGGCCCCCUCUCCCAGGCCACCGCCCCAGUUCUGGAGUUUCGCUGUCUCUACACGCGCGAUGUCCGCAAGAAAGCAAAAAAGUGGCACGAUGGCUCCCUCCGCUACCACACGUUCAACAAACGCGUCAUGGUCUACGAUGACAACAAAUUCUACAUCGGUGACGCUCACUAUCGACAAGACGGCGAGGUGGGCGAAGGCACAGAGUUGUUGCUGGACAGCCAUGUCAUGGUUGAGGUUGGUGAGCCUAUUGGCCAGACCGAGACCGAUUUGAAUCAGGUUGUGCAUCAACGCCCGAGUCCACAGAGACCAGCAGUUCAGCGUCCUCCGGGUAUACCUAGAAUUGCUGCCUCUCAGAACAAGCUCAAAUCAAUAAAAGACGUCCUCGGUGCCAGUCAAUGCUCUGUCGGGCGCGUCCGUACGCCCUAUCAGUCGCCAUACGACAGGCGUCAGGUCGAACAGGCUGUCCACUCGGCAGAGCCGCCCGCGAAGCGUCAAAAAACUGCCCUGGGAAAGGAGAAUGUUCCACAGAGUGAGCUGGCGAAGCCACGUUCGCCGAAGGCUUCUGUCCCAGAACAACAACGAAGGCUGGUCUCGCCGAAGCCGUCGCGCCAGUUGCAACCACUCAAAUCUACCCAGAACCUAGUUGGACGUGUGGAAGAGGUUUGCGAUCUAUCAUCGGACGGUGAGCCAGUACAGCCCACCAGACCCAAGCCUGUUCUCCAGCGGUCACCGCAAGUACAGCAAGAAGCCAAGAAGCGCUUACGCAGUCCCGGUGCAGGACCAGACACGCGUCUUUCAUCCCCCAAGCCCAUGUCAGCUGUGCAGAAGCCGGCUGGAGGGUCUGGGAAGCCCAAAAAGCUGCUGAGCGAUCGACUCCACAGUUUGUCUGCGCCGCGCUCUCAUUCGGCUGCGUCCAACCAUUCUCUGCCAGCGUUGAACGUUUAUACAGCUCGGCUGGGGACGACCCAGCUCCAGUUUUCGAGGGAGAAGCCUCGACGUAAGCUGAUGUCGCGAGCCUUACUGCCGGGUUCGGCCGUGCAAGAUUCGGGAAUACGUAGACACCCCCCGCCAGAAUCCACGCGGCCGCCACGAUUAAGCUCACGCACAGAAUCCGGUCAGAAUCCUGACGAUGGGAAUUCCGGUGAAGGAGAGUCCUUUGAAUCCAGCAUCCAGCCCCAGCGACCUCCCGGCCCCACCAACACACAUAGGCAGCUCGAGGAGUCGCAAGCAGAUGUGAAUACUUGGUAUAGAAAUACGCGGGUGGAAAACCCGAACUCACCUAUACAGCGGAGGACCUCAAUCGAUGAGGCGGACAUCGCAUCAAGAAGUAGGCGAGGCUCUGGCAAUCAAAUAAUCGAUCUGACGUCCUCCCCUUUGUUUGUCCCACAGGAUGUCGACGCGCCAAUGCCGCCGCCUUCAGCAGAGCAGCGCAUAGAAUCAAGUCAGGAGUUCGAAGUUCGCAUGCUCGAAGGCACCAAGCCCCCGGGGGAUACCGCCGAUGAGCCCAUCGACCUGAGUCCCAAGCCACAGUCUCCGUCACUGGUGGGGUUUAGCACCAUCAACAUCUCGCCCAUCAAACACCAGCGUUCGCCAUCGCCAUACAGCAGUCGGUCGUCCUCGCCCGCAUUUACCGACGGACCUUCACGGAAGACAAUCCAAGAACGCAUGCCUCCGCCUCCGUUGCCGACAUUGCGCCCAACACCAGCACCAGCCCCCACGGAACUUGCACUUUAUCCCUCCCCAUCGCGAUCGCGCCCCUUCCGCCGGACUCUCUCCGCUAACGAUGCUCUGCAGGAGGACCUUGAGACCACCGUCUCUGCAUCGUCAUCGGACGAUGAAUUCGGUGGCCCCUCUGCGCUCCUCUCCGACUUCCCGCCCACCGCCGCCUUACUUCAACGUGACAGUCCAAGCGUCCGGCGCACGUCGCCCAGCAAGGCUCGUGUCCCCGCAAAUAUCCGCCGCACGCUGUCCGAACCCGUUCAGGUAGACUCCGCGGCCGCCACCACGCGGACCGUAUCGAUCAAGGAUGUGCGGGGCGUGAAUGUCGAGCCCAUAGCCGAGGAGCCGGGCGAGGAAACAACCGGCCCCUGGACAGUCGACGAAGCCUGGCUACUCUUCGACGUCGAUGCCUGGCCCGCUGCGAAGAAGUCGCUGCUGCCUGUCUGGGCAACGGCUGGAAAUGGCCACAAUGCUACUGCCCAGAUGCGGAUGGGAUUAAGCACGGGCGCGGGCGUCAGUGCGGCGGGCCUCGGCGGCUUUGGCAGUGCGAGGGGGGUGCUGGAGAGAGAGCGGACGGCGCAGGGCAUUGGCAGAUUGAGGGACGAGGUUGCGGGCGUGUACUGA
This is a messenger RNA of Cyphellophora europaea CBS 101466, 2403 nucleotides long. RefSeq lists its product as uncharacterized. Gene Ontology annotation, cellular component: nucleus; site of double-strand break. Lineage: Eukaryota; Fungi; Ascomycota; Eurotiomycetes; Chaetothyriales; Cyphellophoraceae. The coding region runs from base 1 to 2403 and encodes 800 amino acids. Gene Ontology annotation, biological process: double-strand break repair. The transcript has a single exon. The record is from RefSeq and is a predicted model, not a curated record.